Molecule: messenger RNA, 7555 nt
Organism: Mus musculus (house mouse)
Lineage: Eukaryota; Metazoa; Chordata; Mammalia; Rodentia; Muridae
Gene: Atp13a3
Product: ATPase type 13A3
Exons: 33
Coding region: 606-4274 (1222 amino acids)
Biological process (GO): putrescine transport; monoatomic cation transmembrane transport
Cellular component (GO): early endosome membrane; membrane; late endosome membrane
Molecular function (GO): ATP hydrolysis activity; ABC-type putrescine transporter activity; P-type ion transporter activity
Source: RefSeq, a predicted model, not a curated record
GAGGCAAUCACGUGACCUCACAUCCGGCGCGGGAGUCCUGAGCUCGCGGGGCGCUCCCCGUGUGCCCGCCGGCCCUCCCCGCAGCGUGACCGGGCGCCGUGGCCGCGGGGAGGGGGUCCGCUUCGUCGCCGACGGCGGGAGACCGCUUCGCAGCACAGACCGUCCUCCUCCCCUGCCGGUCUUCCGCGCCGCGCUCCCUUGUUCUCGCCCUGCCCGGCUGCACGCCGCCGCCGCCGCCGCCCCGGGCGCCGACAGCGGAGCGCGGACGCCCCUGAGCCCGGUGCGGCCCGGGCCCCGCCGCGGCGCCUCUGUUCCCACAGCCGGAGCCGCGACGCGUGGCGGCGGACCCUCGAGCCCGAGCGACCCGCGGCCGCCGGCGCCGGCCGUGGGUGAUGGGGCUGGGCUGAGGAGAGGCGGCGGCGGUGGCGAAAGCGGCCCCCCGGCCCCCUGCGGCCUUUUGGCUGCCCGGGCCGGGAGGCCGCGGAGAAGGCGGCACGGCGGCGCGGCUGGUCUGACAGAAGCACCCUAGGAUCUUGGUGUCUGGAUACAUAAGAGUUAUCUUCACCUGUUGUGUGAAGCAUAGCACCUUUCAAGCCACUGUAGAAAUGGACAAAGAAGAAAGGAAGACUAUCAACAAGGGUCAAGAAGAUGAAAUGGAGAUACAUGGCUAUAACUUAUGCCGCUGGAAGCUUGCCAUGGUUUUUGUAGGAGUGAUUUGUACUGGUGGUUUUCUCCUCCUCCUCCUCUACUGGCUGCCUGAGUGGCGAGUGAAAGCCACAUGUGUUAGAGCUGCAGUUAAAGACUGUGAAGUGGUGCUUCUCAGGACAACUGAUGAAUUUAGAGUAUGGUUUUGUGCAAAAAUUCACUUUCUUCCUGUGGAGAAUCAACCAAAUUUGAAUGCAAAAUGUUUAGUUAAUGAGGUUUCUAAUGGCCAUGCUGUUCAUCUGACUGAAGAAAAUAGAUGCGAGAUGAAUAAAUACUCACAGAGUCAGUCACAACAGAUGCGUUAUUUUACCCACCAUAGCAUAAGAUAUUUCUGGAAUGAUGCCAUUCACAAUUUUGAUUUCUUAAAAAAGUUGAUUUAUGGAGUAAAUGAAAUUGCUGUGAAAGUGCCUUCUGUUUUUAAGCUUCUAAUUAAAGAGGUUCUCAACCCAUUUUACAUUUUCCAGCUCUUCAGUGUUAUCCUGUGGAGCGUUGAUGAGUACUAUUACUAUGCUCUAGCCAUUGUGAUCAUGUCCGUAGUAUCCAUUAUAAGUUCACUAUAUUCCAUUAGAAAGCAAUAUGUUAUGUUACAUGACAUGGUGGCAACUCACAGUACCGUGAGAGUUUCAGUCUGUAGAGAAAAUGAAGAAAUAGAAGAGAUCUUUUCUACAGACCUUGUGCCGGGAGACGUCAUGAUCAUUCCAUUAAAUGGGACAGUCAUGCCUUGUGAUGCAGUACUUAUUAAUGGUACUUGCAUUGUAAAUGAAAGCAUGUUAACAGGAGAAAGUGUUCCAGUGACAAAGACUAAUUUGCCAAAUCCUUCAGUGGAUGUGAAAGGAAUGGGGGAGGAGCAGUACAGCCCAGAGACACACAAGCGGCACACUUUGUUUUGUGGGACGACUGUUAUUCAGACCCGUUUCUACACUGGAGAACUUGUGAAAGCCAUAGUAGUUAGAACAGGAUUUAGUACUUCCAAAGGACAGCUUGUUCGUUCUAUACUGUAUCCCAAGCCAACUGACUUUAAACUCUAUAGAGAUGCCUACUUGUUUCUGCUGUGUCUUGUGGUGGUGGCUGGAAUUGGAUUUAUCUACACAAUCAUCAAUAGCAUCCUAAAUGAGAAAGAAGUUCAAGAAAUAAUUAUUAAGUCUCUUGAUAUCAUUACAAUUACUGUGCCACCUGCUCUUCCUGCUGCAAUGACUGCUGGGAUUGUGUAUGCUCAGAGAAGACUGAAAAAAGUUGGGAUUUUCUGUAUUAGUCCCCAGAGGAUAAACAUCUGUGGACAGCUGAACCUUGUUUGCUUUGACAAGACUGGAACUCUUACCGAAGAUGGUUUAGAUCUGUGGGGAAUUCAGCGAGUGGAAAAUACCCGAUUUCUUUUACCAGAAGACAAUGUUUGCAGUGAGAUGUUGGUAAAAUCUCAAUUUGUUGCUUGUAUGGCUACUUGUCAUUCACUUACAAAAAUCGAAGGUGUACUUUCUGGUGACCCACUUGAUUUGAAAAUGUUUGAAGCCAUUGGAUGGAUUCUGGAAGAAGCAACUGAAGAAGAAACAGCACUUCAUAACCGGAUCAUGCCUACUGUGGUUCGUCCUUCCAAACAACUGCUUCCUGAACCUACAACUGCAGGAAACCAAGAAAUGGAGCUGUUUGAACUUCCAGCUAUUUAUGAGAUAGGAAUUGUUCGCCAGUUUCCAUUUUCUUCUGCCUUGCAACGGAUGAGUGUGGUUGCAAGGACACUAGGUGAGAAGAGGAUGGAUGCCUACAUGAAGGGGGCCCCUGAGGUUGUCGCCAGUCUCUGCAAACCGGAAACAGUUCCAGUUGAUUUUGAGAAAGUGUUAGAAGAUUAUACCAAACAAGGUUUCCGUGUAAUUGCUCUUGCACACAGAAAAUUGGAGUCAAAGCUGACCUGGCAUAAAGUACAGCAUAUUAGCAGAGAUGCCAUUGAAAACAACAUGGAUUUUAUGGGAUUGAUUAUAAUGCAGAACAAAUUGAAGCAGGAAACCCCUGCAGUACUUGAAGAUUUGCAUAAAGCCAACAUUCGAACUGUCAUGGUCACAGGAGACAACAUGUUGACGGCUGUCUCUGUGGCCAGAGACUGUGGGAUGAUUCUACCUCAGGAUAAAGUUAUUAUUGCUGAAGCAUUACCUCCAAAGGAUGGAAAAGUUGCCAAGAUCAAUUGGCAUUAUACAGACUCCCUGUCACAGUGUAGUGAAUCAUCAGCCAUUGACUCAGAGGCUAUUCCAAUCAAACUUGCCCAUGAUAGUUUAGAGGAUCUUGAGGUGACUCGCUAUCAUUUUGCGAUGAAUGGAAAGUCAUUUUCGGUGAUACUGGAACAUUUUCAAGAUCUUGUUCCUAAGUUGAUGUUGCAUGGUACUGUGUUUGCUCGAAUGGCACCGGAUCAGAAGACACAAUUGGUGGAGGCAUUGCAGAACGUAGACUACUUUGUUGGGAUGUGCGGUGAUGGUGCAAAUGAUUGUGGUGCUUUGAAGAGGGCACAUGGUGGCAUUUCCUUAUCUGAGCUUGAAGCUUCCGUGGCAUCUCCUUUUACUUCUAAGACACCCAGUAUCUCCUGUGUGCCAAACCUUAUCAGGGAAGGUCGUGCUGCUUUAAUGACGUCCUUCUGUGUGUUUAAAUUUAUGGCGUUAUACAGCAUCAUCCAGUACUUCAGUGUUACUCUCCUGUAUUCUAUCUUGAGUAACCUGGGAGACUUUCAGUUUCUCUUCAUUGAUCUGGCAAUCAUUUUGGUAGUAGUAUUUACAAUGAGUUUAAAUCCUGCCUGGAAAGAGCUUGUGGCACAGAGACCACCUUCAGGCCUUAUAUCUGGGGCGCUCCUCUUCUCCGUCUUGUCUCAGAUUGUGAUCUCCGUUGGAUUUCAGUCGCUGGGUUUUUUCUGGGUCAAGCAGUAUAAAGUGUGCGAUCCAAAUUCAGAUGUUUGUAAUACAACAAGAAGCGCAUGUUGGAACUCGUCACACUUAUACAAUGGGACUGAACUCGAUUCGUGUAAAAUACAAAAUUAUGAAAAUACCACAGUAUUUUUUAUCUCCAGUUUCCAGUACCUCACAGUGGCGGUUGCCUUUUCAAAAGGAAAACCAUUCAGGCAGCCUUGCUACAAGAAUUAUUUUUUUGUUAUAUCUGUGAUUAUUUUGUAUGUUUUCAUAUUAUUCAUCAUGUUGCAUCCAGUUGCCUCUGUUGACCAGGUUCUUGAGAUUAUGUGUGUACCAUACCAGUGGCGCAUAUAUAUGCUUAUCAUUGUUCUUAUCAAUGCCUUCGUGUCUAUCACGGUGGAGAGCUUCUUCCUUGACACGGUCCUUUGGAAAGUUGUAUUCAAUCGAGACAAACAAGGAGAGUGUCGUUUCAGCACCACACAGCCACCACAGGAGUCAGUGGAUCGGUGGGGAAAAUGCUGUUUGUCCUGGGCCCUGAGCUGUAGAAAGAAAACUCCAAAAGCAAAGUACAUGUACUUAGCACAGGAGCUCCGCUUUGAUCCUGAGUGGCCGCCUAAACCUCAGACAACGACGGAAGCCAAAGCUGUAGUAAAGGAGAAUGGAUCAUGUCAGAUUAUCACCAUAGCAUAACAAAGGCUGCUCUCUGUGCUAGUAGCAGUGCUCAGCAGCAUGCACUGUUGAGCUUUUCUGACGCUGUGUCAGAAUGGCACUAGUUCAGUUUAUAUCCCUCUCAUAAUAUGGCAGUUCAUUAAAAUACAAAGCAGUAAAAUGUCAUUUGCUGUACGAUUAUUAACUAUAAAUCUGGCUAUUUCUUCAUCCAGUAACCUAAAUAUGAUAUAUACUUUAUAUUGGGUAUGAGAGAUCUGUGUUUGGGUUUUAUAGAUUUUAGCUUUUGACACGUUUGCCUCUUUAAAUUUACUUUUCAUAAAUCCCCUUAUUAGAAAGUUCUUUUACAUAUAGGCCCCAAAAUUGUGAUUAUUAAAAAUAUAGUUAAUUGUGAUUAGCCUCCAGUGAAAAUAGGUUGAAAGCCUGUUUUGAUCCAGUGUUUUCUCCCAAAGAACUCUACGUUAAACAUACACCAGUUUUCUUUUAUGACCUGGAGUUAGGAGUGAGUUUGUGUGUUGUUGAUAGAGCAACUCAGGUAAUUUCCAUUUCUGGUUUUAUAUUCUCUGUAUCUCCUGCCUGGGUGUCACUUUCUAGACAGUAAGGCGCUCCACUGCUUGCUGUCUGAGAUAUCCUUCAUAGUAUUCCAUGGCUCCCAUACUGCAGUCUAGUUAAGCAAAGAACUCUCACUAGAAAGGUUUAUUUCAGCCGGGUGUGGUGGUGGUGCACGCCUUUAAUCCCAGCAUUCGGGAGGGAGGCAGGGGCAGGCGGAUUUCUAAAUUCCAGGACAGCCUGGGCUAUACAGAGAAACCCUGUCUUGAACCCCCCCCCCCCCCGCCACCCCCAAAAAAAGGUUUAUUUCUGAGCAGCCAGGCAUGAUAAGUAAAGGCCCCUAGUCCUGCACAGGAGGCUGAGGCAGGAGAAUUGUUUAGUCCUGGAAUAGAUAGUAAAAGCCUGUCUCAGAAUACACAAGCAGAGAAGGAUCGGGGUUAUGUCUCUUGGCAGUAGAUCCCAUUCAUACCUCUUCAAACCUAUUUGUUUUUUUUCUUUUGGGACUUAUAUGAUUUUAAAUAUUUCAUAUUCUCCCUCCCACUCCUACUCUCCCUCCUUCCCUCUCUCCAUCCCUUCCUCCUACCUAAAGGAAUGGAAUGAUGCUGUUUUUGUUUUGAGUUUGACCUUAACCUUGCUAUGUCUCUCCUUUGAAUAAUGGGGCUUAAAAGAAUAAUGAACAUGGAAUUUGAAUUACUUUUACAAAGCAAUAUGAACUUGUAGAGCUUGUCUUGUGCCAUUAGGUGGCACCAGAGAUCAUCACAUACCUAUUUUGUAACAAGUGAGCUUGAGAAAAUUAAGAAAAUAUAUACAUUUAUUUAGCCAAAAGGAAUGAAGAAAGCAUUUACACAUUUGUGUUUUAUCUGAUUCUGUUCAGUUCUCAAGGAACUUUCACAAUGCUUUCCUAGGUAGGACCUGGCAGUUUGGCAGUGCCUUCAGUUUAGCAUUGCUAUAAAAUGAACCCUGAAUUAGCGAAACAGUGUAACAUUAUUCUGUGUUCUUUAUUAGCUAACUACAAGUGUAUGCUUUCCACUCUGGUUGAUCAUUAGUUCCCUAGUACAUACUUAAAAGUUUACCAAAUGUUAACCAGAUUUUUGAAACCUCCCCCCCCCCCUAUUUAUUUAUUUUUUAUGUUGGAAAUACCCGAAUGAUGUUUGGUAAUUGUAGAAAAAGUAAAUGUGUCUCAGGAUCACUAUUACUGCUGUUGCCACUAGUGAUUCCUAGGAAAUACAUAAUUGACUUUUUCCAACAAAAUGUAUAUUAUUACAUGUUAGAUAAUAAGAACAAUUGUCCCGUGAAUGAUUCUAUGAAGCUAUGCAUCUUAGACCUCUUGAGCUGUGAAUUAGCACUAUUUUCUAUGGUUACUUAUUAUCUAUUGUUUUAUACUUUCUAUGUUCAUUUCAAAUAAUGUUAAUGUUAUUCAAUCAUUUUCUGAAUUGUUAACUCUUAUUCUUUGGUUUAAAUACUGAAACAUGAUUAAUUGCUAACUACAGCUUAGAAACCCAAUAUCAGUUGUACUUAACAUCUUUAAGAGCAUGAUCAUAAAGGCUAUUUUGACAGUUCAUUUUAACAUUUAGAGUUGAUAAGGGUUUAUAUCUCAUCUGUCCAUAUUGUUUGCAAAGGAACAAGGUUUUAUGUAGGUGAGAGAAAGCAUUUGUACGAAGUUAGAUUUGAACAUAGAUAAGAUAGGUUAUUCCAGUUGAGAAUAUUGUUCGAAGAAUGUCUGUGAAUGCAGACAUGGGUCCUGCUUAGUGCCAUAGGUAGACUGAGUCUUCUGUAAGUCAUCAUUACAUAGUAAUUUUGGUUCUGAAUUUUACAUUAAAUUAUUUGAAUAUAUACAGACCUAAAUUUUAAAAUCUGUACAUAUAUUAUUUUGAUGUAUUAAGAUUGAUAAUAUUGCUGAUUUAAAUUUUAUUUAUGCACAUACUUAAAGGACAGAAAUGUCUGGUAAAGUAAUUGUUAAAUAAUGAUAUGUAGCUUUUUAACUUUUUAAAUAAAUAAGAUUUUUUAAUGUGGGUCUCCCUCAGGGUUGUUUAAAGUUGUUUGUUUUCCUCCCUUACAUAUAAAUAAAUAAUGGUAACCGGUUUCUAUCUUGUAGCACCAACUGCUGUAAGGGAAUGCUGCAGACAGUGCUUGGGCGAGUGUGGCGCCAACAAGCCUGAGAUUCAAACGCUUUCCAUUUAAGCAAACCUCUUCUUGUUUUUAUACUUCAUUUUGUUUCCCAUGUUGAUGAAAGUACUGCACAGUUUCAAAGGCAUGGUAAAUAAUGUGUUUCUUUCAUAUAUAUUUUUUUCCAAAAGCAGCAAAAAUUCAUAUCCAGUGAAGAUCAACUUCAAGCUUUAGAGAACAUCUAAUAUCUCAUGCAUGCAGUUUUGUUGUAUCAAUUAAAAGGGUUUUGUAUAUUUAUGGUGGGAGGCUACUGGGAACUUUUAACAAAAUAGGGAAUUAACUUUUGUACAGUCUGGGCAUUUACAUGUAUUUUUAAUGUAUUACAAUUUGGUAAUUAUGUGCACAUGAAAUUAAUAAAAGUUACUUCCUGUUAUAAUUUGUGAAUUCCCUGAGACCGUGGAUUUUUUUUAAGUAACUUUAUAUAUCAGAAAUGACACAUCUUUAUAUUUUUAAAAUUGUAUUGCUGCUCAAGAAUGGUACCCUUUUGUCAAAAAGGUAGAUAUUCAUAAUUGUACAUUCAGCAUUGUAAAUACCAUAUGAAAUCCUUUUUGAUUAAAGCUAUUCAAAAUAAAAAAUUUUAAUGAAUUAAA